This is a messenger RNA of Cynara cardunculus var. scolymus (artichoke), 1101 nucleotides long. RefSeq names its product GPI-anchored protein LLG1-like. The transcript is spliced from 3 exons. The record is from RefSeq and is a predicted model, not a curated record. Bases 151 to 657 code for a protein of 168 amino acids. NCBI's taxonomy places the organism in Eukaryota, Viridiplantae, Streptophyta, Magnoliopsida, Asterales, Asteraceae.
UAAUACCACUAGAUUGUAGAUGAGAAAUAAAUAUACAACACGUAAGAAGCGAAAAUGUAGUGUUACUGUUUGGACAAAUCAGCAUCUGAACCCAAAUACUAAUUUACUCACUAAACACCAUCUCAAUCAAAACCCUACCCACCAUCUGCUAUGAAGAUCGCAAUUCGCUGCUUUCUGCUGCUGCUGCUUCUAUCCUCCUGCUGUUUCUCAUCUCCAAUUUCCCUUUCAGAUAAUGUCGUCUUCACCUCUCAACCUUCAAUCAGACGAAACCUUCUUCAGGCUGCCAAACCAUGCCCAGUAAACUUAGAGUCUAUGAAUUAUACAAUCAUCACUAGCAGUUGCAAAGGUCCAAAAUACUCUGCUAAUAUCUGUUGUCAAGCUCUCAAAGACUUUGCCUGUCCUUUCACUAGCGAAUUGGACGACUUGUCAAACGAUUGUUCGACGGUAAUGUUCAGCUACAUCAACCGCUACGGGAAUUAUCCACCUGGACUUUUUUCUAGUUUGUGUCAUGGUGACAAUGUUGGGCUACCUUGUGAUGCAGUACCACCAGGGGUGGGCCGGGGUGGGGUGACAGAUGAUUCUAACCACACCCCGACUAUCUGCAAUCCAUCCUCACUGCUAAUUCUAACCACAGGAUUCCUAAUCUUGUUCUUCUAGUGAGUUUCAAUAUGUUCUAGAUUGUGUUGAUAUACAUAUAAAUAUUUUUAUAUCAGUAAACAAUUCUAACUACAGGAUUCCUAAUCUUGUUUUUUUGGUGAGUUUCAAGGUUCAAGGUUAUGUUCUAGAUUGUGUUGAUAUAUAGGGCCAAACUCAUAAAAAACUCCUAUAAGUUAGAAAGUCUAUGAACCAAUAUUAACCACUAAUAUUUAACUUCCAUAAUUAUCUUUAUUAUCUUAUCAUCGUUUCCUAAAAAACUCAUUUUUUUUUUUUUUGCUUUUGAAACAAGGAGUGUUGUUUCACCAAUGAAAUAAUACAUAGGUUGAUUUGUAUUGAUCCAUUUUACUAAUGCGGUGUUGCUUCACCAAUGAAACAACACAAUAUGGUUGAUCUGUGUUGAUCCGUUUUGAUAAUAUAGUGUUGGUUCACCAAUGAAACAACACA